Molecule: messenger RNA, 4788 nt
Organism: Erpetoichthys calabaricus (reedfish)
Lineage: Eukaryota; Metazoa; Chordata; Cladistia; Polypteriformes; Polypteridae
Gene: esco1
Product: establishment of sister chromatid cohesion N-acetyltransferase 1
Exons: 10
Coding region: 338-3877 (1179 amino acids)
Biological process (GO): mitotic sister chromatid cohesion
Cellular component (GO): chromatin; nucleus
Molecular function (GO): protein-lysine-acetyltransferase activity
Source: RefSeq, a predicted model, not a curated record
AGUAGAAGUAAACUUUGUGUAUGCCGAAGCAGCGGAACACAGUUGUGCUGUUAGGAAGGCGACAGCUUGGGUGGGAAAUGUUUUUUUUACAUUUUUUUGGAGUCAGGAUGGCUGUAUUUGUUGGGCACCAAUAUCGCGUUUGUAAAUAUGUAGAAAGAAUACAUUUAUCUUAGUGGAUUUUUUUAUUUGUUGGUUUUCCAUUUUUUUUUCCGAGUGGCAUUGCCGCCGGUGAGUCUCCCGGUGCUCUGCAGCAGCCAUGGACCUGCUGAUGACUUUUUGCGAGAAGUGUUUUGUCUCUCCUUUCUAACGGAGUCAACGGAGAGAAACAGCUUGAAGAAUGCAAUCAUUGAAAAGAAAAUGUGCUUUACUAGAUUCUAAUAUGAAGAAAAAAAAGCCUGAACAGUCCCAAAAUGAUUCCUUGUGUUCCACCAGGAGGUCUGGCAGACAUAAGGGAGUAAGUGAUGUGGAAGAAAGGCCUUUGUCUAACUCUCUGGGCAAGAAGAAGUGUGUACUUCUUCAGAAGAAAAAUACAAAUCUCUCGGUAUCUAAAGGGUCUACUCAACAGACUGCAAAAAUUAAUCAGUCAAAGGUAUUUGUUUCCAAAAGAAAACAAAACUCAAAGGAAAUGAGCUCUUAUAAUAAGAGCAACACUAGUGUUGAAAAAAACCAUAGGCCCUUAUCAAAAUGUAAUUCUCACACCUGUAAAACCAAAAAGGAAGUGAAAGAGACUUCCUCUAAAAGAACUCUAAGACCAAGUAAGAGCCAGCAAAGUAGCCCUGUUGGCCGUGACAGAAAAAAGAAUAAUAAUACUGGGAACUCUAGCACUUUCAACUGCGUAAGACUAAGAAAAAAAACUGAGUCUCCCUUGGCCAGAAGUUCUCUGAGAAAUGCACAUGAUAUUGUGUUGAAGAACUCCCCUCAGAAUCAAAUAGGCAUGAGGCUGAGAAACCGCCAAGAAGCUGUGAAACUUGACACUUUUAAGGAAGACGGUAAGGUCCAAAUAAAAUCUGACUUCAAAAAAGAAGUUGGAACAAAUGGGGACAAAGUACGUGCAUGCAAAGAUCUUUCUACUCUGUCUCUACGUACUCGAGAAAGCAACAAUAUAACAAAUGCUUCUAAGACAGUUUUACUUUGCAAAAAAAGGUCAUCAAGUAUAGAAGGCUCAUCUUUUCAUUCAAAAAGAAAAAGACAGAAAAUGGAGCCUAUGUCCAAAACAGCAAAUUCUUCUCAAAAGAGAGUUAAAACAUCCAAAAGUGGAAAAAAGUUCAGGAAUGGUAUUAUUCAUAUUAAGAGUAACGGUAAUAAAAAAUUGGUUAAUUCUGGAAAAACAAUUGUAAAGGGUUGUAGACAACCUAAAAUACCCCACAAUCUAGAAAAAGGUAAGGACAGAACAGGUAAAAAUAUGAGAAAUCUAAGGGAUCCCAUAAAGAAAGUCUGUAGCAAAGUAAACAGAAGAUCAGUAGCGUCCUCUGAGAAAAAACCCAAAGCCAAUUUAAACUCCAGUUAUAGGAACCAGGAGCACGAAUCUGUUCAAUGUAAAGAGGGAGCUUCAGUGACUAAGCACAUUGGUGCUAAUACAAGAGCAUCUCCCCCAUUGGUAGCUCUGUUGAAAGUGAUCAAAAAGUCUAAGCUCUACAAAUCUACAGAGCCACAUAUUGACAGAGCAUGCACCGCACAUGCACAUGGUGAACAUAACACAAAAUGUUCUAGCUUAGUAGAAGAGAAACAAAAGCUAGAUCUGAGCUCUUCAGUUCAACCGAGUGGAGAUGAAACAAUCUGCAGCAGGAAAAAGAGGCAGAAGAAAAACAGUGAGCAGAAGUGCUCGGAUCCCAGUUCAGGUGUAGUUCACGGUGAAGAGAAGGGAAAGGAGUUAAACACAGUGGCACAUUUUUCAACACAUGUUGUUGACCCAUGUGAUAUUUCACUGCAUGGACUUGGGGCACACAGUCAAAAAGAUCACUUUUCUAGUAGUGACUUACAGAAUCAUGACAAAUCCACAAAUAUGGCAUUCUGUACCCCUUUAAAGUCACAGACCCUUCCAAAGAAAAGACAUUCAGAAAAGAAAAAAAAUUCUGGUUCUUUAGGAAUACAAAAGGAGAAGAAAGACAUGCAGUCUUCUGCAAUUCGUAAAAAGCCCACAAGCCCAGGUGUACUGAAGACUAAGUCUAGCCACAAGAAACGCAAUGAAGAAAAUCCGCAAGCAAAGGCAAAGCCUUGCUUAACUGCUAUGAAAGAAGAGGUUUCAAAACCCAGUAAGCAGCUGAACCUGCUGGCUCUGUGUGAGGAAAUUGCAGAGGAAAUUGCUUCUGAUACAGUAGAGGUGUAUAGGACUCGUGAAGGCAAUUUGGCAGGGGAAAUCCAAGUACAACCAGCUGAGAUGGAUACAGCAGAAAAAAAUGAAGCUGUUUCUCCCUCUGAUGUCCUUCCGUUGCCACAGAUCCAGGUUGAAACCCCAGCAGAGCCACCGAAAAAGCGGUUUUUCACAAGCCAGAUAACCGUACCUUUAAAAAGUAAGGAGAAAAAGAAAAUAUCAACGACUGAAAGAUUACGACAAAGUGAACUUCUCAAACAUAGCUUCAGUUGGGCACGAGUUAAGCAAUUUAAGGCAGCUGAAAACACUCAAAAACAGUCCACAGGCUCCUCGCUGGCGAGGGAAAACACAGUGCCCACUGUGCCUGAGCAGAAGAGAUUACAGGCACUCAACAGUAAGCCACGGCUACCUGAUUUGCCAAAUGGUAUUCUUGGAAAUAAGAGGGAGCCUACUGUGGAAAAUUAUUUCAAACCUAGAGCAAAAUACUCUGCAGAUGACUUUGAACUUGAUGGCUUGGAUGAUGAGCUUAAGAAUACUACAGAAGAUAAAUUGGAGCAGAAAGUGAACCUGCAGCCUCAGGUGGAAAAAACUGAUGUAAACUCCUUUCCAGAAAGUUCCCUUGAUGGAGGCUUCUCUGUAUGUUUGAAACUGAAAGAAACUCCAAAGAAACCAUCUUCAGAUAGUAUUGAAAUAAACCAGCACUAUGAAGCCUCUGUCAAGAAUCAGAAUUUGUCAGAAAAAGAAAUGGUGCCUUGUCCAACUCGUCCUCCUCCAGGAAAGAUUGUCUCUCAGCCCUCUAAUGUAAAACUGCAAAAAGAAAUUAAGAAGUUGAAAGAAGCUGAAAAAGAUGGCAUACAACAAACAAUUAUUGAUGCUGGUCAAAAAAGGUUUGGAGCAGUUUCCUGUAACCAAUGUGGGAUGUUGUAUUCUGCAUCAAGUCCAGAAGAUGGGGCCCAGCAUCUUCUGUUUCAUAACCAGUUUAUGAGUGCAGUGAAAUAUGUGGGUUGGAAAAAAGAGAGAAUCUUUGGGGAGUACCCUGAUGGCAAAAUUAUAGUUGUUCUGCCAGAUGAUCCUAAAUAUGCAUUAAAAAAGGUUGAAGAGAUAAGGGAGAUGGUGGACAAGGACUUGGGCUUCCAGCAAGUCGAAACAAAGUGUCCUUCUAACACCAAAACCUUUCUUUUCAUUUCUAAUGAUAAGAAGGUGGUUGGCUGCCUUAUAGCAGAACAUAUUCAGGAGGGCUUUCGGGUUAUAGAAGAAAAGGUUCCAGACGGUCCAGAGGGUGAAAAAGUCAUGUUUGAACGACAGCGAGCCUGGUGCUGCUCCACAACCCCUGAACCAGCCAUUUGUGGAAUUAGCCGUAUCUGGGUGUUCAGUCUUAUGCGGCGAAGAGGAAUUGCUUCAAGAAUGAUGGACUGUCUGAGGAGCACAUUUAUUUAUGGUUCCUAUCUCAGUAAAGAAGAAAUUGCAUUUUCGGAUCCGACCCCUGAUGGGAAGCUCUUUGCAACACGUUAUUUUGGGACUCCCCAGUUUCUGGUCUACAAUUUUGUCAGUGCCAUCCAUAAAUGAGACAAAGUGAGGAUUAAAAGAGUCUGUAAAACUGUCAGCACAUGUGGCUGCUGCUUCCAGUAUUCGCAUGUCUGCUCCAUUUCACUGGAUUUCUGAUGCCGAUUCCUAAAGCACUGACUAAAAUCCAAACUCUGCAGCAAAAUGUACUUUUGAAAAUGUGAUCAGUGGUGACGUUGAAUCUUGUGGGCCUCCCGUGAUGACCAUUUGUAAGCCAUUAAAGUUGGAAUUGCUGGUCAAUCCAUUGGUUGUUCCUCACUAUUAGAAAACCUUUUAGGCGGAUUUCCCUCAUGAAGGACAAACAUGAGAGGUUUUGAUUUCAAGUGCUCAGGUCUUCAACAGCUAUCUUAUUAAUGUAUAUUUUGGCUUUCUUUUUAACAGAAAAACAACUGUUUAUUUUUUUCUUAUCCUUUCAGUUCUUUGCUAUUUUUAAAAGAGUAUUUUGUGAGUACAUUUUUUAAAGAGAAAAUAAUGUAUUUUAAAUGUAAUUAUUGAGGAAUAAAUUUUAAAAGUAUUUUUCCUUCUUUGAGAGUGCCAAGUUAAGCUAGCUCAAUAAAGGGAUGGAUCAUCAACUAAUAAUGGAGGUUUAAUUUGGACAUACGGUAUUUAGUAUACUGCAUACCAUUUGACACAAAGUUGACCUUUGAAGAAGUGUAGGGACUUGUUUGUGUUUUUCAUUUUGUUUUUUUCUUUUUGUUACCUGUAGUGGAGCAAAUGAAGUGGGUUUUUUUUUUGGGUUAUCAAAGCACUGGAAGAGAGAAGAUGACUGCAAAGAUGACUUUGUUCACCAGAUUGUUUAAUAUGUCGGAAAACUAGCACUUUACUUUUGCAAAAUGAAUGCAAUGUCUGUAAAAAUACCUAGAGGAUGCUGUUUCACUGGUCAAUAAACCCAACUCGCAUAGGUGCUCUUUGAA